Exophiala aquamarina CBS 119918 is the source of this 594-nucleotide messenger RNA. RefSeq lists its product as uncharacterized. The record is from RefSeq and is a predicted model, not a curated record. The transcript has 2 exons. NCBI's taxonomy places the organism in Eukaryota, Fungi, Ascomycota, Eurotiomycetes, Chaetothyriales, Herpotrichiellaceae. Bases 1 to 594 code for a protein of 197 amino acids.
AUGCCACGACCAGCUCUACUGCCAGCUGAUCAUCCACUGGCAUAUUCUUAUGUCGAGCCAGCCAGUAGGCUCCAUCGGGCAUCGCCGUACAGCAUUAAGGAUCAAGUGCAUUACAUGUUUGAGCGACAGAACAUCACAGAUUUACUCAACAACUAUGCAUACACGUUGGACGUGUGCAUGGUGGAUUCAUCGGCUGCUGAUAGGUGGGCUGCGCUGUUCACCGAUGAUUGCAAUGUCACUUACCCAUUCGGGACGCACGUUGGUACCGAGGGAUUGGCAAAGUGGUGCCUCAAUGCUGAGCUGAGGUUUCAUCGAAUGAUGGCAAGUCAUCUCUCGUCUAACUACACCAUUCUAUUCAACUCCGAGACCGUGGCCCACGGGCGUUCGGCACUAUUUGCUGUCUGUGGAACGCAUCCCGAGGACAUGGGCCAGAUUUUCUCUGAAGGCGGCUACUAUUACUGGAGCUUUCGCAAAGAGCUGGACGGAUGGAAAAUUUCGUACCUGUUCCUUGACGUCAACUGGGUCAGUGGUGACUCAAAAGGUCUGAAUGAGCCUGCUGCCGCGGAGGAGGGUUCCAAGGGGCCAACAGACUGA